GUACGUUUAGAGAGAAAAUACUGCGAGCAGCUUCACAUAAUGCCACAGCUGUGGUCAUUUACAAUAAUAUAUCCAGUGAAGAACCUGUCACUAUGACUCAUCAAGGAACUGGAGACAUUGUUGCUGUCAUGAUUACAGAAUCAAAGGUUAAGGAGAUCCUGAAUUAUUUGGAAAAGAAUAUCUCUGUCUUGAUGGCAAUAGCAGUGGGAUCCCGUGUUCCUCCAAAAAACUUCAGUCGGGGCUCUCUAGUCUUUGUGUCAAUAUCAUUCAUUGUUUUGAUGAUAAUUUCUUCAGCAUGGUUAAUAUUUUACUUCAUCCAGAAAAUCAGGUACACAAGUGCACGUGACAGGAAUCAGCGUCGUCUUGGAGAUGCUGCCAAGAAAGCCAUCGGUAAAUUGACAACCAGGACAGUAAAGAAGGGUGAUAAGGAAACAGACCCGGACUUUGAUCAUUGUGCUGUCUGCAUUGAGAGUUACAAGCAGAAUGAUGUUGUCCGCAUUUUACCAUGCAAGCAUGUUUUCCACAAAGCCUGUGUGGAUCCGUGGCUUAGUGAACACUGUACGUGUCCCAUGUGCAAACUGAACAUUUUGAAGGCCCUGGGAAUUGUGCCAAACGUUCCAUGUACAGAUAACGUAGCCUUUGACAUGGAAAGGCUCACCAGGGGCCAGCCAGCUAACAGACGAUCAGCACUUGGCGAUUUUGCCAAUGACAGCUCUCUCAGCCUGGAGCCCUUGCGCACCUCUGGGAUGUCACAACUUCCACAGGACGGAGAACUGACUCCAAGGUCAGGAGAGAUCAACAUUGCUGUGACAAGCAGUCACUUCUUCCAUCGUAAUUCUCUGUCUCCCCGAAGCCUGGUCUACGAGAGUGAAUUCUCAGCGAUGGAGCCUACUUUGGACAUGUAUGACGAGAACAAGACCUGAAAGGAAUCCGUAUUCCUUCUUGGCCCUUUUUCCGUUUUUUUCAUUUCUCAUUCCUAUUGUUGUGUACUCUUUCCAUGGAUCUCCUUUGUCCGAAGAAGAGCUGCUUUUUCCAGAACACGAACCCGUCUUCUAGAUUACAAAGAGGAAGACCAGCAGCGGUGGUUUCUGAGGUGGCGUCUUUGAGCUGACAAGGUGUGCGCAAGCAAGGUUGUCUGAUGGAAAUUGCUGAGUAACAGCAUGGGGAGCUGCGUCGGUCCAGCCGAGGACAUGGUGAGACAGAAGAGGCUUUACGGUGGUCCUAAGAGUUUGGUUUGUACUGCAAAUGCGUCUCUUAAAUAGGCGUAGGCUGCUUCCAUUUUUUUAACUGUCCGGCUAUCUGGGCAACGUCAGAAAGGGAAUAAGUUGCAGAGGAGAUGGCAAGUGACUGGUAAAAGCACUCCAUAUCUCUCACUCAAUCCAUAACCUUACUGUGAAAUAUCCCCUUUUGAAAGGGACCUUUAUAAGUGCAUUGAGUUUCCUACAACCCAUUUAACCCAGGCAAUAGCAAGCCAGUCUGACCUUAAAGCUGCGGAGAGAACCUGCAUUUGCAGAAAGAUUUCAAGGAACUUGAAGCUUCAGUUUUUUUCUCCAUUUCCAUUGAAGCAGGAGAAAAAUGGCCUACACAGCAAAUAUCUUUGGUCCUUCCUCGUGCUCCAGUCAAGUGAGUCUCUUGCUAUUGAGAUGCUGCUGCCGUUCAUAGGACCAGCACUUGAUCUUCCUUAAAAUCGUUAGACUUUUUGAAAUAUGCAGGAACCUAAUUAGCUCUCUUUCUUGCUUUGCUUUUUUUUUUUUUGGAUUUUUUAAAAAU
Molecule: messenger RNA, 1770 nt
Organism: Struthio camelus australis
Lineage: Eukaryota; Metazoa; Chordata; Aves; Struthioniformes; Struthionidae
Source: RefSeq, a predicted model, not a curated record